GCGUGGCCAAGUGGGACGGCGUGAGGUCGCGCGCCCGUAGGGCGAAGAGCGCGCAGGUUGCGAUGGAGGAGAGGUAGAAGCGUGGCGUUCAGCGGAUGGGGAGAUAGACGGUUAGAUGUCAAGAUAUUAAGGGAAAACCUUUCAUCUUGAGUUUAUUAAAGCAAACGUAAGAUUGGGAUUAGGCUUAGCUUCCGUCUGAUAAUACAAAGUUUUUGUACACCGACACUUUUUGAAACACGGAAAAAUGCCGAACAUAAAGAUUUUCAGCGGCAGCUCUCAUCAGGAUCUGUCCCAGAAGAUCGCAGACCGCCUGGGACUCGAGUUGGGCAAAGUCGUCACCAAAAAAUUCAGUAACCAAGAGACGUGUGUGGAGAUCGGCGAGAGUGUGCGAGGGGAGGACGUCUACAUUGUGCAGAGCGGUUGCGGGGAGAUCAAUGACAACCUCAUGGAGCUGCUGAUCAUGAUCAACGCCUGCAAGAUUGCUUCAGCUUCCCGCGUCACCGCCGUCAUCCCCUGCUUCCCGUACGCUCGCCAGGACAAGAAGGACAAGAGUCGAGCCCCCAUCUCAGCCAAGCUGGUAGCCAACAUGUUGUCAGUCGCGGGAGCCGACCACAUCAUCACCAUGGACCUGCACGCCUCCCAGAUACAGGGAUUUUUUGACAUCCCCGUGGACAACCUGUAUGCAGAGCCAGCUGUGCUGAAAUGGGUUAAGGAGAAUAUCCCCGAAUGGAAAAAUUGCAUCAUUGUGUCUCCAGAUGCCGGAGGUGCCAAGAGGGUUACCUCCAUCGCUGACCGGCUAAAUGUGGAUUUUGCUCUCAUCCACAAAGAGAGAAAGAAGGCCAAUGAGGUGGAUCGUAUGGUUCUGGUGGGAGAUGUGAAGGACAGGGUCGCCAUCCUGGUCGAUGACAUGGCCGACACCUGUGGCACCGUCUGCCAUGCGGCUGAUAAACUGCUAUCGGCGGGUGCUACCAAAGUGUACGCUAUCCUGACCCACGGCAUCUUCUCGGGCCCUGCCAUCUCCCGCAUCAACAACGCCUGCUUCGAGGCCGUGGUGGUCACCAAUACCAUCCCCCAGGAGGAAAAGAUGAAGCACUGUCCAAAAAUACAGGUGAUUGACAUCUCCAUGAUCCUGGCCGAGGCAAUCCGCAGGACUCACAACGGCGAGUCCGUCUCUUAUCUCUUCAGCCACGUUCCCUUGUAACAGCUUCUCUCAGGAGGCUCUGUGCUGCUCCAGCUGGAGAGGAAGAGGAUCCCGACGGCCUUGCAAUUAUCUUCUCAUCCCCACACCCCUUCUUCGCUCCCUUCUCCAUCGCCUUGACCCUAGUUUUCCUCCCUCUUGUGUUCUGUUACACUGACUGCUUGACAGUCGGACACAUUAAACGCUGACUUGAGUUAACCUGGUUCACCCUUUCUCUGCCCAUUUGUCCAGAGGCAGCGAGCUACUUAUGAGCGGCAGGGCCCAGUGAAUGUCCAUCUAGAACACAGGUUUCAGCUCACGGGUCAAGAAUGUGCUUGAUUUGUUCAAGGACCACAUUUCCUUUUCUCCCACUGUUCACGUUGAGUGCAUUGGCUUGGUCUAUGCAGUCAAGAGCCUCCUUGGAGAAAAGGCCCUUUUGCUACUUUUUGUUGUUUUUUAAAAUUUGUGAGAGCUUUUCU
This is a messenger RNA of Scleropages formosus (Asian bonytongue), 1656 nucleotides long. It is a transcript of the gene prps1b, whose product is annotated as phosphoribosyl pyrophosphate synthetase 1B. Gene Ontology annotation, biological process: purine nucleotide biosynthetic process; 5-phosphoribose 1-diphosphate biosynthetic process; ribonucleoside monophosphate biosynthetic process. Gene Ontology annotation, cellular component: cytoplasm; ribose phosphate diphosphokinase complex. Bases 245 to 1201 code for a protein of 318 amino acids. Lineage: Eukaryota; Metazoa; Chordata; Actinopteri; Osteoglossiformes; Osteoglossidae. The transcript has 7 exons. Gene Ontology annotation, molecular function: ATP binding; ribose phosphate diphosphokinase activity; magnesium ion binding. The record is from RefSeq and is a predicted model, not a curated record.